Molecule: messenger RNA, 3044 nt
Organism: Bubalus bubalis (water buffalo)
Lineage: Eukaryota; Metazoa; Chordata; Mammalia; Artiodactyla; Bovidae
Gene: SNX32
Product: sorting nexin 32
Cellular component (GO): endosome
Molecular function (GO): phosphatidylinositol binding
Source: RefSeq, a predicted model, not a curated record
UGGCCCCCCACGGCAUGGUUCAUAGUUUCAUUGAGUUAGACAAGGCUGUGGUCCAUGUGAUCAGAUUGGUUAGUUUUCUGUGAUUGUGGUUUUCAUUCUGUCUUCCUUCUGAUGGAUAAGUGCAAAUACAAUGUUUUUAAACAAAUAGUGCUAAAACCACUAGCUAUUAUAUGGCAGAAAUGAAUCACGACCCACACUUUACGCUAUAUACAAAAUGAAUUAAAUGGAUCGUAGACCUACAUAUAAAUGUAUGAAAAUGGAUCAUAGACCUAAAACUGUUUCUGGAAGAAAAAAAAAUAGAAUAUCUUCAUGACUUUGGGGUGGGAGUGUUUCUUCAAGAGUACAAAAACAUCCUUAACCACAAAAGAAAAGAUUGGUAUGUUGAGCUUAUAGAAUUAUAAGCCAUUAAGAGAGUGAAAAGACAUCCCACAGAGCUGUGGAUAUUGACAACACAUAUAACUGACAAAGGCACCUGGAACUUCCGUACAGUGCUGGGGGGAGUGUAAAUUAGAACAGUCAGCUUGGGAAACUGGCCAUAUCUAUGAAAGCAUUUUCAGCACAUGCCUACCCUCUGACCAAGCAGUUCUCAUACCCAACGGAAAUGAGUACUUAGGUCCCUCAAAAGAUAUAUGCAAGAAUGUUCAUGGUAGCUUUAUUUAUAAUAACCCCAAACUGGAAAUAAUCCAAAUGAGCACCAACAGUAGUAGACUAGAUAAACUGUGAUGUGGUCAUACAGUGGGACACCACACAGCAAUGAAAAAGAACCACCAUGCUCAACGACAAAGGUGGGUAUUGUUAAAGAACAUGGUCACAAAAGAGUGUGGACCAUGUAACUACAUUGAUAUAUGAGGCUCAGGGCCAGAUAAAAUUAAUCUAUGAGUGGCCCCUUAGUGUCCUAAACAUAUACCAAAGCCCGUGAGAGGAGACAGGGAGGCCUCUGAGGGUGAGAAGUGAGCUGUGCUUGGAGCGAGAGUGACUUCUGACCUUCUCCCUAGUGCCUCCUGGCCCAGUGGUGUGGACAGAGCAGGUGUGCAGUAAACGCUUACUGAGAUAGCUCAGUGCAAGAAUGAACUAGUAGCUUGGUGCCUCAGGGGUCUUUUCACUUGGAGAGAUCCAAGUGCUUGACCUAUAAGUCUGUGCCUCUUGACACUAAACGUAGUGAGUGGAAUGGUCUCAGGACCCCCUCAGAAAGGGGUGGGACCGUCUUUACACCUGGUGAGAGGUGCCUGAGGUAACCAGCUGGGACGGGGUGGGCAGGUAGCUGAGGAAGCACAUGGGAUGUGGAAUUGAAAAACUGUUCCAGUCUGGCCCUGCCAUGUGGCAGCUGUUUGGUUCAGGCCACGUUAUUUCAGCUCUCUGGGGGUCGCAGCCUCUGGGCCUAUAAAAUGGGGCAAAUUCUGCCUACUUCAGAGGAUGGCCCUGUGGGAAAGUAUCAUUGUGAAGCCCUGAGCAGUGACUUACCAGGAUCUUUGGUGUGUGUGUCUGGGUGCAGCCAGUGGCCCCAGGGCAUGGUGGAAAUAAUACUUUGAGGUGGCUCUGCAGGAGGCCUGGAAGCCUGCGGCCAGGAUGGGGGUGGCGGUGGUCAGUCACAUCAGGGCCCUCCCCUCCCCCACAGGCCUCCUCCAUGUCAGUGGGCCUGCAGGGAGACAGCUCCUUGCAGGUGGAGAUCUCAGAUGCCGUCAGCGUGGAGCGGGACAAGGUGAAGUUCACUGUUCAGACCAAGGUGACCUUUCGGAGCUGCCUGCCUCACUUCUCCCAGACCGAGUUCUCCGUCAUGCAACAGCGUGAGGAGUUCAUCUGGCUGCACAAUACCUAUGAGGGAGGGGUACGCCAGUCUUCCUGUGAGGGGGAGCCGGCCGAGGUAGAUGACUUCUUUAAGCAUGAGAGGACCUUCCUGCUGGAGUACCACGCCUGCAUCUGGGACGCCUGUCUGUGGGUAGACCAAGUCAUGCACUCAUGCCUGGCAGAUGAUUACAUGCCUAUCUCAGCUGCACUGAGCAGUCUGGGAUCACAGGAAGUCAACGAGCUAAAGAGUGAGGAUUCCCUCUGGAGCUUCUUCAAAUUGGCAGAGCUCUUUGAACAGUUAAGGGAGCUGGAGGGCCAAGUGGCCUCUAAUGAGGACCUGAAGCUGUCAGACAUGCUGAGAUACUACAUGUGAGACUCCCAGGCAGCCAAGGUGAGACUGCUGGCACUGGCAGACUACAAGAACGCCAACAAGGUGCUGGACGAGGCCCGCGCCGCACACCAGGAGGUGUGGGCUACAGAGAGCCAAGAGCUGUGCUGCUAGUGCUUCGAAUGCCUCUCGGACUCAGCCAGGCAGAGUAAGCCCCGUGGCCCACGAGCCCCUGCCUCUGCACUGGCCACCCUGCCAGAGUCCCCAUUCCUCUCCUCUCCAGAGCUCAUGGACUUCAAAUCCCAUGUAUCUUCCUUCCGCGAGAACCUCACUGAGCUGGCCGAGCUGGAGCUCAAACACGCCAAGGCCAGCACCCUGCUUCUCCAGAGCACCCCAGUUAUCCUCAAGAGGGAGCCUUCGAGCUACCAAAAGCCCCCAGAUCUCCUACUGGACAGGCGCCUUCCAGCCCUAGGAGCCACUUGCCAUGCCCCUUCCCAGGGCAACCCCCACCCCUGCCCCAAGGUGCCAGGCCCUGCCAGAGGGAGAGAGAGCAGCAUGGAUACCACACUUGGCCAGAGGUAAGCAGAGCCCCAACCUGGGGAAGCCCGGGGAACAUGACCUCCCCUCCGCAGAGGCUGAGGGACAGCCUCCACCCAUGCUGGUCUGGGUUCGUUUGUCUCCAGCCUGUUCACAAAUAAAAAACCUGGUUUUAUAAGGAGGCUUGCUUGUCCUGACAUUCCAGUUGCAGGGCCCACCAGGUACAUCCUCUACCAGGGGGACCAUGGUAGAGGCCAGGUCCUGGGGGACACCCCUGCAAUGUGUUCGGUUGCUCUGCAGAGUGCUAGGAGGCACUCUGUAUAAAGGGACAAGAUCCAGAACUUGGAACCCAGGAGCAGUCAAGGCGUGCCACCACCCCCUUAUAAACCCUGGC